CUGUGAGUUUUUUAAAAUUUCAAUUUGUGUUUUGUGAAAUCAGAAAUGAGAAAUGUGAAUGUGAAUUUUCUGAAUACAUACAAGUUUUAUUAAAUAUUUUGUUCAUUCAAAGUUAUUAAAAAAGCAAUGUUUUUAUUGCUUCUCAAAAAUGGAAAUACUAUAAAUCGUUAAUCUAAAGCUCAACAUAAAUAAAAUUAUUAUAAACAUGUGGAAGUAUGUAACGCGUCGUAUCAGAGAUACAUUUGAGAGGAGUGCUAACCAUUUUGAUAAACGACAUUCUGCUGUAAUAAACACAAAGAAUAAUUCGAACGAAGACAAAAAUAAAAAUGUUAACUCUCCCUGCUGUUGGUAUAUGCCUAGAAAGUGUUGGAACAGUUAUCAAAACGAAAAUGAUACUAACAACAAACGAUGGAACUUUGAGCACCUAAAUCGUACUUGGAUCGGUGCCAUAACAUGGAGUAGUGCUCUGGUAUUUGGCUGGUAUGCAAGCCAGCUCAUUCACCUGAAAUGUAAGAAGGACACAAAAAUUAACAAGAUAUGUUUGCCCAAAAUCAGUUACUUGUUCCAAAUAUUACCUUGCUUGAAUGAUAAUUCCUUACAAUCACUGAAGCUACCUUAUAAACUAGAAGCAUCACUUCAAAAUGGGUCUCCUAUUACACAUUUGGUAACAAAUGAUCAUAGUGAAGGUAAUGUGGAAACUAGUCAUAGCAGUGGCAGUACUGAGUCUUCAGAUGAUUUAGGUGAAGUACUAAACUCAAUUGAAAAUAGGCUUGGUUUAGCCGCUAUAGAGAAUGGGCAACAUCAAGAUGGACUCAAUUUGCUAAGAUCUGCAGCAAAUCGCAACCAUGCACCAGCCUUGUAUAACUUGGGUCUGUGUUAUGAACUGGGUAUGGGAGUAGAAAUUGAUGAGAAAAUGGCAAUGGAGCUAUACCGUUCUGCUGCGGCCUUGCAACACCCUGGUGCUCUUUAUAAUCUAGGGAUUUACUACGGCCAAGGACGCGGCGGCCUUUCUCGAGACCGCGCGACUGCAAUUCGACUUUUACGUCUGGCCGCUGUCCAAGGUCAACAAGAUGCUAUUACAGCUUUAAAAUCACUAGAAGAACCACCACUAACACCUCCUGAUAAUGAUGUGGAUGCUUGGACAAAGCAAUUCUCAGCAUAUGCCAAUCAUGGCAACAUAAUCCCAACACAUUCAGCUUUGUUUGUAGAGAAUGUGAAUAUGAAUGUGCAAAGUUAUAAUUAUGAACCAGUGGUAUUUUAAAUCUCAUUUUAGUUACUAUGGUGGUGGUAAUUUAAUUUGCAUUUAAAAUAUUAUGCUGUUAUAUCACUGGAAAAAACUACUUUUUUAUUAAGGUAUUAAAAUAAAAAAUUACAUAAUUAUGUAGCUCCUGUACUUGUAGGCCAUACAUCAACUGGUCAACUACCUAGUGUGUUUAAAAAUUUAAAUAGACCUUUACCAUAAUCAAUCUGUAUAGAGCUAUUUCACUAAUAGGCCACACUAUUUUAGAUUUUAACUUUGACUAGGGACACUUUCCAGUCCUGUGCUUGUUCAUCUUUUUUGUUCUGGUAGAGUAGUUAGUACAAGCAAUUUGAUUGACCAACAAUCCAGAAAAAAAACAGUCCAGUCGUUUGACUGCUCCAUCAAACUGAACACAAGUUUAGUAUUUAUUCCAAUCUGUUAGAUUGUUAGUAUGAUUGUCGAACAUUCCGGGAAAAACGUCUGUUAGACUGCUCAGGCUAUAUCAGAAUUGUCUUAGAACAUAAUGUAUGAAGAAGAUUAGAAGUUGUCAGAUUUUACCAGAUUUUUCGACAAUCGCAGUAACAAUCUAACUGAAUGGGAAAAAUGUUACGUUUCUGAUCUGUUAGCUUACAAACGACUGGACUUUUUUCCCAGAUUUUUCAAUCAAUCAAACUAACAGUCUAACAGAACAGAAUAGACAAUGCUUUUAUAAUUUGUGAUGUUUAAAAAAAUAGAUGUAAGUUGUAUAAAGAUCUUUAGAGGUACUUAUUUUUGAUCAAUUAAAUAAUAAUAAUAAUACUUAUCUUUAUUUCUUUAUUUUAUCAGACAGCAAAGGCCCACAAUAUUAUGUUAUUAACCAUCUUAAUUUAAGUUUGUAUUUUGUAACUAUGAUAUGUGUUAGUAAGGAUGAAAGCUGGCUGAUGGUGUUAAUGUCCAGAAGACUUCUCCUGAUCUGUCUAUUAUAUUCGCGAAUUUUGGCUUUCAAUUAAUUUAAAUGGAAAGUAAUGAACGAAAGUAAAGGGAGUGAUCACAAAUAGGUACAAUCAAAAUUAAUGCUGAAAUAGAAUGUUUUAGAAAUUUUUCUAAAUGAAGAAAUCACAAGAAUGCAAAUUGGGAAUCAUAUACCUACAAACAAAAUAGAAUCAGAACUCUUGAAUUUUUCACCUUCCUCAGAUCCCCAAAAUACAUAAAUUUAUAGAUAUUAUAAGUAGAUAAAAGUUUGCGAUAACUCCCUUCAUCAGAAAAAACCCAAACGGAACUGGGAACCGAAAUUGUCGCAUACAGCUGUUGCUCAGCAAAGACUCGCUUUGGCCAUUUUCAGGCGAAACUAUCACGGAAAACCUCAAACCAAAUCAUCCGGCCACAGCUGUUGCUCAGCGAAGACGCGCUUUGGCCGUUUUCAGGCGAAACUACCACGGAAAAACCUCAAACCAAAUCAUCCGGCCACAGCUGUUGCUCAGCGAAGACGCGCUUUGGUCGUUUUCAGGCGAAACUACCACGGAAAACCUCAAACCAAAUCAUCCGGCCACAGCUGUUGCUCAGCGAAGACGCGCUUUGGCCGUUUUCAGGCGAAACUACCACGGAAAAACCUCAAAUCAAAUCAUCCGGCUACAGCUGUUGCUCAGCGAAGACUCGCUUUGAGCGUUUUCAGGCGAAACUACCGCGGAAGACCUCAAACCAAAUCAUCCGGCCACAGCUGUUGCUCAGCGAAGACGCGCUUUGGCCAUUUUCAGGCAAAACUACCACUGAAAACCUCAAACCAAAUCAUCCGGCCGAUGAUAGUGCAAGAACAUCAAGA
Maniola jurtina (meadow brown) is the source of this 3038-nucleotide messenger RNA. RefSeq lists its product as uncharacterized. NCBI's taxonomy places the organism in Eukaryota, Metazoa, Arthropoda, Insecta, Lepidoptera, Nymphalidae. Bases 206 to 1261 code for a protein of 351 amino acids. Gene Ontology annotation, molecular function: protein binding. The record is from RefSeq and is a predicted model, not a curated record. The transcript is spliced from 4 exons.